GCGGACCCGCGGUGCGUUUGUGGUGGUUCGGGCGACUGCACGCGGAUUCCCGCGAGCGGGGGAGACGGUGGGGGGUGCUAGACGGGGGACCCUAAGGCGGGCGGCAGUCAAGGAGGGUUGGAUUGCAGGGGGGGGGGGGGGGGAAGGGGGACCCUGCGGCGGGCAGCGGUUAACGAGGGUUGGGUUGCAGGGGUGCGGUCGGGGGGAGUCAUCGAGGGUUGUCUCGCCAGGGUGGUCGACAUGGGGAGGGCACAACGCCGUCAGCAUGAGCCUGCCGGGGACCAUUUGCAGGACACAUUCAGGGCCCGCUCCCCUGUCUAUCGGUACCUGGUUGUCGGCCAGAAGGUCGACAACAAGGGGGUCAUGAUGCUCCGUUGCACGUUUUGCAACAAAGUUUUCCAAGGGACCCAAUUUCAGGCCACGAGGCACUUCUCGCAGGCAAACUACUGCAAGGACGUCAGCGACGAGGCGUUGUACGAGAUCGCUCGACAGAGUCAACAGAAGUUUGAGGCCGAUCAGAUGGAGAGGGUUGCCAGGUACGCAGCGGAGCGCGAACUCGAUGUGCUCGGCACGGGUGGUGCAAGGGGAGGAGAGGCGGGGCGGCAUCCGGUGGAGGGAGGGGUCGGGGGAGAUGGUGGGCAUGGUGCGCCAGACCCCCCUUUGGGUGGUGGAGGCGGUGAGACGGAGGAGGGCGUGAUCCACGUCGAUCGCGAGGCGCGUGGCCCGGGCGAGGAGGGAGUCCCAGAACGGGAGGACGUGCCAGAGUUUUAUCCAGGCACUGGGGAGAGGUUGGAGGACUGGCGGAGGCGAGCAGGCAAGGGAGCUGCAACGGAGGGGUCUUCCAAGAGGAAGGAAAGAGGAAGUGAUCCGGUUGCCACCCCAACAGGAAAGAGGCUUCGCCAGCAGAAGGUGACUGAUGUCUACGGUGGCGAGUGGGUUGCUCGCCACAAGAAGGCAUUCCUUUGCUGGCUGUAUUCCAGCGGGGUCUCCUUCAAUGCCUUCCACAACCAGGCUUGGAAGGCAUAUCAACAGGUGCUUCUUGAGCAGCCUGGCAGUUCCCCGCACGCUGUGCUCCCCAACCACUGCGAGAUUGCGAGUAUGCGGGCGGUGGACACCCAUCGUGCGGAGCUGGCGGAGGAGUUGGAGGAGGUGAGGCAACCAUUCUGGGUGACUGGUGCCACCCUCCUCUCCGAUGGGAGGAAAUCACGAGACGGGAGACCGAUCGUGAAUUUCCUUGCCGCUGGCUCGCGAGGGGUCGUCGUGUACAUGACGAUCAAUCGAGAGGGCGAGGCGGGCGAUGCAGUGCACGUUCAUCAGAGAUGGGUUACCAUCUUCCAYGAGUUCAGCUUCGGCGGGCCGCARCGGAUCAAUGCGAUAUGCACURACUCCGCUUCUKCCUAUGUGGGGGCUGCAAGGGCAUUGGCCUCGCCGUCCAUGCCUCCUGCACUGAGGAGGAUCACUUGGCUCCCGGGGAUGACGGAGGAGGAGAUUGCCCGUCAGGUUGCACUUAUUACCCGGGAUCCCAUCGGGGCGUCUGCACCACCCUCUGCUGAUGCCGUUUUCGAUAGACGUGCUUGCAUUUUUCGUCCCUACCCCAGGGAGGACGACUCAGACGAGGACCCGGUACCCGAGGCGGCAGAUGACCCUGCGCUCCGCAUUCCCCGCGAGAUCGACGAGACGCACGAGGAUCCUGACUCCGAGGAGACGAGGGCACACACUGCACGACGGGCAGCGGACCGGGCGGAGAGGGAGAUGCUGGGGGGAGAGGAGGAGUUUUGGGGCCCGUUCGGGGAGGUCGCUUCCACGGGUGGCCCAGAGGCGCAGGCCACGACCCCCACUCCGACGAGGCGGGAGUCGUCCAUGCCGCCACCUCCUGCUCUGAGUCCUGCACCACCAUCGCCUGUCUCGCCACUUCAGCCGGCCACGGCAACGGCGGACAGGGAGGAGUUGGGGUCCUCUUUGCCUCACCGCGGACUUCUCCACAGAGGCGGGGCAGUCCGCCAGAUGAGGUUACGAUCAACUUCCCCGGGGAUAUUGCAGGAGGAGGAAGCACCGUUGGCAGCAGCAGUGGAGAGUUCGGCGGUGCCGGACGUGACGAUCGCAGCCGCGGUGGAGGAGAUAGCAGCAGCAGCAGCAGCAGCAGUGCUGGAGGAGAUGGCAGCAUCAGUGCUGGAGGAGGAUCCACCAGCGGCAGGAGGAGGUGCAGCAGUGGAGGGGCAGGUGGCARCARCAGGAGGAGCAGGUGGAGGAGCAGCAGCAGUGGAGGUUGAGGUGGCAGCAGCAGUGGAGGAGGAGGAGGCACCGUCGGCAGCUGCAGUGGAGGGGGAGGUGCCAGGACCAGUGGAGGAGGAGAUCGCCGCACAGGCCGAGGUGCAGCGUGGGGGCGAUGACGAGCGCCUCAUGCAGCAGUUCCUCACGGAGGAGCUCGAUCUGGUCAUAGCGGGUAUGACCCCGGGUGUGGCGAGGGGGUUUGGGAUUUCGGAUUCGGAGAUGGGGACCCACUUAGACUUCGAUUUGUCGAUGGGCCUUCCACCUAGUUGCGGCGGGGCAACAUCGACGGACCGGGCUGCAUCGAGGGACGAGGCGCCGGGACAGACUUUGACGCAGACCGCGAGAGAGAGGACGACGAUUGAGUCUCCAGAUGCAGCACGCGACAUCAUGGACCGAGAGAGGGCUCGACUUUUGGCAUCGAGUGACCCACGUGCUCAGGCGUUCGCACGGGCCGUAAAGGAGGCCAGGCGUCGAGAGAUAGGGGGGGAUUGUGUGCAGGGUGGGGUGGUGCCGGGGGAGGAUGUUGCGAAGGGAGUGGCAGCUGAGCCGGUACCCGAGGCUAUGCCGGGUGGAGCAGAGGCAGCGGACGUUGUGGAGGGACGGCCUUAGGCGGUGGAUGAGGCUGUGCAGGCAGGACAGCGGCGAGUUGAGGGGGCUAUAGACGCACGGCGCG
Chara braunii is the source of this 2944-nucleotide messenger RNA. Lineage: Eukaryota; Viridiplantae; Streptophyta; Charophyceae; Charales; Characeae. The record is from the annotation of a GenBank genome assembly.